Populus euphratica (Euphrates poplar) is the source of this 1190-nucleotide messenger RNA. RefSeq names its product protein YLS9-like. Gene Ontology annotation, biological process: defense response to other organism. Gene Ontology annotation, cellular component: plasma membrane. The transcript has a single exon. The coding region runs from base 103 to 849 and encodes 248 amino acids. The record is from RefSeq and is a predicted model, not a curated record. NCBI's taxonomy places the organism in Eukaryota, Viridiplantae, Streptophyta, Magnoliopsida, Malpighiales, Salicaceae.
CUAGACGGUUCACAAUCCAUAGCCCAGCCCAUCUCCAAACCCCACCAAACUUAGCACAUAAGGACUCUUCAGACUCCAAAAGUCUUCGAAAAAUCAGGGAAAAUGGCGUCUUCAGACCCUUCCAGGCCCGUAACCGGCUACCCUGUUGUCCCAAACGGCAUCCAGAACCCUGCCCUACCGGCAGGCUCUGCCUAUGCUUCCCAAGCCCCACCACCACAUCAACCCACUUACCCUUACACCUACAACACCAACGAAACUUACCCUAACCAACGCGCCAUCUUCCUCCGCCGCGUAAUUAUCGCUCUAAUCAUCUUCACAGGCAUCUUUUUCACCAUUCUCUUCAUUUGCUGGCUAGUCAUCCGACCCCACUUCCCUGAAUUUCGCGUCACCUCUCUCUCUAUCUCCAACUUUAAUGUCUCCACAUCGUCCUCCAGUGUGACUGGUACCUGGAACGCCAGGUUUCAGGUUUCUAAUCCGAACAAGAAGAUGAAAAUCUCAUACAAUGAGAUACAGACUUCGAUCUUUUAUAAAUCGGAGUUCUUGUCCCGGACGAGGGUUCCCCCGUUCAGACAGGGCAAAAAGAAUGUCACUAAUAUCGAUGUGGAAUAUGGGGCGACGAGUUCUUAUAUCGGCGAGCGGUCGGUGAGUCAGAUUAAUUCUGAUGAAGGGCGUGGAUUGGUGAGUUUUAAUUUGAGGAUUGUUGCUGAUGCGGGGUUUAAGGUUGAAGGGUUUUGGGCAAGAAGAAGGUUGCUUAGGGUUUAUUGUAAUGAUGUUGCAGUUGGGAUUUCAAGGAAUGGUCGAUCUGGGAACUUGACUGGUGGUGCCACGCGAUGUAGUGUUUAUGCCUGAGUGGAGAACUUUACUGAUUGGGAGUAAGACGAAGCAGAAGACAAAGUUUCUUAAUGUAAUUUGUUUUGGUUUUUAACUGAGGACUGAUAUUCCGGAUUCCGAAAAUGGAGUUGGCGGGGGUAAAUUGAUUUAGGUAUUUGUGGAUCAUGUAGAGUGCUUUGGGAAAAAUAAUGCUGAUUUCAUUCAAGAAUUUGAUUGCCUGAAAUUGUGGGUAAUCUUAUUUUUCAGAUUGGUUUCUUAUAUUGCUGUGAAAUUGAGAAGUUAAUAGAGGAAGUAAAGGAAUCUUGAAAGUAUAUGGAUUGUAAUGGUGAUGUUAUUGCUGUUUGUGUCUUUGUUUGGUA